Messenger RNA from Theobroma umbraticum, 1239 nucleotides. NCBI's taxonomy places the organism in Eukaryota, Viridiplantae, Streptophyta, Magnoliopsida, Malvales, Malvaceae. The record is from RefSeq and is a predicted model, not a curated record.
AUGAAUCAACCAAUUGUGCUCAUCCUAGUUUCUUGCCUAUUCUUCCAUGUCAGAGCCCAAGAAGCAGCAGAGCCUUCCUCGGGUUUCCUUCAUCCUUUCCGCAUAAGCCUCUCUUUAGUCGUUGGAAUCUCCUUAGCAAUGUUCUGUUUAACAUUUGCUUUCCUUGUGUUCCUCAAAUUCUGUCAUGCAAACCUGGUCGAUAAUUUUGACCAUACUACACAUCCUCAAAACUUUCAUCGCCUUUCUCAGUCAAGUUCCAUAUUUUCUGGAAUUGAUAGAAGAAUAAUUGAAUCAAUUCCCUCUUUCCAGUUCUCUGUAAUUAAGGGGUCAAAAGAGGGCCUAGAGUGUGUAGUUUGCAUAUCGAAAUUUGAGGAUUCAGAUAUUCUUCGACUUUUGCCAAAGUGCAAGCAUGCAUUUCAUAUGAACUGCAUAGACCAGUGGCUCGAAAGACACUCAACCUGCCCUCUUUGCAGGUGUAAGUUUGAUUCUAGAGAUCUAAAGAAUGUCACUCAUUCAAACAGCUUGAGAUUAUCUCAGAACCCUUCAAAUCUAACUGAUGAUCCAAACGUUGAGCUCUUUGUGGAAAGGGAGCAGGACGAUCAAGUUCAAGGGUCAUCAUCAAGGUUUACCAUAGGAAGCAACCUCCGCAGCAUUGACAGGGGUAAGAAACAAGAACUACCGAUUCAAGAAGGUGAAGGUAGUAGUGGAGAUAAUCCAAAACUCUUGCAUAAGUUCAAGCAUAAGAUAAUUUUUUCUGAUCUUGUAAUAAAGAAUCGAUGGAGUGAUGUCAGCCCAUCAGACUUGUUGUCCUUGAAAUCCGAGAUGCUCAGUGUCAUAUCAAGCAAAAGAUUCUCUUCGUUGGAAUCAAAUAGUAGAAGGUUUCCUACUGGCUUAUCAACGAGUAAACAGAUUGAAAAGGUUGAGGAUUUAGAGAGGAAGAGAAUGUUUGAGUCCGAGUUCAGCAUAACCGAUAAGAAUGAUCCAAGUUCAACCUUUCCUUCCGCUUCAUAUAACGAGUCAAGUUCAUCAGAGAUGAAUCAUAUGGAAAAGAGAUCAAUGUCUGAGAUUACAGUCUUCCCAAGGUUCAGGCAAUUCAGUCUGAAAAACCAAAUUUCACUGGUUAACAUUAGUGGAAAAGAGGAGAAGAUACGGGGGCUUUGGUUACAAUUAGUGCGCAAAACAGUUCAUUGGUUUUCCGGACAGGGAUCAGAGAAUAGCAGGCAAAGAUUAAUUAUAUGA